AUCCAUCUUUCUUCACUAAUAUUAAGUAAACCAAACCAAUAGCAACACCAAGAUGAGUACGUCGGGGCUUAGUUUGAAGACGACGACGCCGUCGAUGAUGUUGAGCCGCAAGUCCGAUAUCAAGUCGCGUCUCAGCCACAAGUCUGGGACUAACCAGCAGGACUAUGUGGCGCCGCAGGACCUGGACAUUACGGCCAUUACGUAUAAAUUCUAUUUGGAGGAAUACCGCAGCUAUACGCCCGAGGAGCGUGUCGCACGAUUGGCCACCUUCGAUGCCAUGGAAAUGCUGCAGACCAUCGAGCAAAUUCACAACGAUGUGGCAACCAUGAAGCUGGAGAAUUACAUUAUGGUCGAGUUUCUGGAGAAGAAUGAUCCAAAGCUAUUGAUUGGCCUGCGACAGCGUCGCACUUCGAUAAUGAAACGCUUGCAGAACAAGCAGCGAACAUCGUUGCAUGGCAGUCAGAUGAUGAGCAGCCGGAAGUCGAGCUCCAAGCGUUCUAUACCCGUCUCCACAUCACAUCUGGCGUCCAUGUUACCCGCAGGCGCCGAUAGACGGCGUGGCGUGGAAUACAAACUGAAUUACAAGGCCAAGGCAGAGAUGGCCGAGAAAAGGGCAGCCGAAUUGGAGAAGCGUGUGGUGGACAUCGAAAGGAAUGCCAUGCUGGAGGUUAAGCAGCUGCGUGCCAAGAUCGAAGAGCUGCGGGCUCGCAGCGAGGAGACCAUGGAGACGGAGAACAACUUCAUGUUGCACUUUCUGCGCGACGAGAACGAUCUGGCCUUCCUGGAGUCGGCCACAGAGCGACAAAUCGAGCGAAAGCUGCGCAAAUUCACCAGCAAUUGGUUCAAGAACGCCCGGGCUCUGCUUGGGACCAUGAAGCUAACGAUUGUCUCGCUGCAGGAGACCUGCCAGCAGCAUCGUGCUGAUCUCAUCACAAAAUCGGAUCUAAGUGGAAUCCUCACGGCCGUCGACUUUGAGAAACUGAUCAUCAAGCGCACGGAGCUGAUCAAUCAGCUGGAGGAGAAGAACAUCCACAUGGCGGGUCUCAAGGGCGUUACCGGGAAGACCUCCCUGGCGAUGACCGAGGAGAAGCAGGCCAUGAUGAACCUAGAGUCCGAGAUGCGUACGGUUCUCAAUCGCACCGAGGAGGUAUCUCGAGCCAUUUCCAAGCUGGAAAAGGAAGUGGCCAUCGUCCAGCUGCACAACGAGAAAGACUCGGUGACCCUCGACGAGCUGCGCGCCCAACUGCAGGAGUACGAGGCGCCCAGUGUCAGCGAGUAUAUCGAACGCAAGGAGGAGGCUCUCGUUCUCGAGAAGGAGGAGAAAAUGCUCCAUCGCAAGAUCUACAUCCUGAACAUGAAGCUUAACAAUCUUAUUCGUCGCCGUAUGCGCAUCUCUGAAUUUUAAAGCUCUUUGAUCUCUGAUCUGGAGAUAUAUUUCUGUUUAAAACACAAAUUAAUAUCAUUU
Molecule: messenger RNA, 1465 nt
Organism: Drosophila persimilis
Lineage: Eukaryota; Metazoa; Arthropoda; Insecta; Diptera; Drosophilidae
Exons: 2
Coding region: 53-1405 (450 amino acids)
Biological process (GO): cilium assembly
Cellular component (GO): axoneme; ciliary basal body
Source: RefSeq, a predicted model, not a curated record